GACCUUUAUGUCCAUCUGAUCAAUCUCCUGCCAGAAGAAGACUAAUCGUUAGGCUAGUUGUUGCCAAUAGGGGGGGCUGCGCCGAAAUCAGGAAGUGACCUAUGUGGAUCGUUGAGUUGUGAACACGACGCCGUUUCUACACAGAGGGCUCCAUUGGAGCCUUUGCGUCAACCUUACCCACCAUGGCCCCACUUACCUCCACUUCCGGCUGCCCUGACUGCUCGAUCCUCCUGGGAAAAAUCCACGAGUUGGAGAAGCGCAUUACUACCAUGCACAGGGUCCGCGAGGCUGAACUCCUAAUGGACACCAUCACUUUCCGUCUCCCAUCUCCACAGUCCGAAUCUACCACACAUCAAGCCUCUCUCGCUGCCUCAACGGAUAGUCCACCUCUCCCGCUGCAUGAUGUCCUCCACGAUCGGCCGGAUGUUUCCCUCGCUGUCCCCCCGGCAGCUCUUAACGCCGCAGCCGUCUUGCCGGGGGAUAAACCCAAGUCCUUGGCGACCUCCACCCCAGCUAAACUGUCACCCAGGCCAAAAAGCUCUCGUCGCGUCUCUGUUGUGAACUUCACCCCUGCACCACGGCGCCAUCUUGCCUCUUUAACUUCUACCAUUCCAGCUGCGGAGUCGCCCCCACCCCAUGUGACCCCGCCACCCCAUGUGACACUGCCGCUGCCACCUGUCCAGGCUUCUUCGGCACCGCCCCGUCCCCUCUUCCCUCCAACCACCAUCAUCAUUGGGGACUCCAUCACGAGGAACAUUCGCUUCUUCAACGCCAUAACAUACUGUUUCCCCGGAGCCACUGUCCCCCUCAUCCACUCAAAGCUUGUUGACAUUGUUGAGCGAUCUCUCCCCCCAUCUGUCCGUAGAAUAAUUGUACACGUUGGCUGCGUUGAUGCCUUCCGCCGUCAGUCUGAAAUUACCAAAGUGCAGUUCAAUAAUCUUUUUCAGUUCCUUCGCAAAACUGGCAAGACUAUCUUCAUUAGUGGCCCUCUCUCACCUCACAACUGCGGGUAUGGUAUAUUCAGUCGUAUUCUCUCCCUCCACACCUGGCUCCAGUCUGCUACAAACUCCCUCUCUCUUAACUAUAUUGACAACUUCGAUCUUUUUUGGGGCCGGAAAUCCUUUUUUAAUCCUGACGGCCUCCAUCCUAGCAAGCUUGGCAGUCGGAUUUUAACAGUACACUUACAACACGCUGUUCACAGUGCGUGACUAUUUACAUUUGGUCAGACACGCCCCCCUUUUUCUU
Doryrhamphus excisus (bluestripe pipefish) is the source of this 1245-nucleotide messenger RNA. NCBI's taxonomy places the organism in Eukaryota, Metazoa, Chordata, Actinopteri, Syngnathiformes, Syngnathidae. The record is from RefSeq and is a predicted model, not a curated record.